AUGGCGGAGGUUGCAGGCCUUGUGUUGGCCGGAAUACCACUGUUGAUCAGCGCAGUGGAGCACUACGAGGAAUGUUUCCGGAUUCUUGGUUGCAUGCGCCAAUUCAAGCAAGAAUAUCGACAAGUUCGCAACCGUGUCAAGACUCUCGAGCUGGAGUACGAUCUCACACUUGACAAGCUUUUCCUUGACGUGGUUGAUAGUCAAGAGGAGCUCGCCAGGCUCAAGAAUAUCCCAGACGAUCAAGGAUGGGUUGAAGUCGAGGCGAGACUGAAGGAGAGACUUCUCCCGAAGGUGCAUCGAGCAUACCUGGACACAAUGAAGGACUUGCAAGAGACCGUUCGUGACCUGAGCGAAGAGCUUGGGCUGGAUAAGGCGACAUUCCAGGACCGCAUCAGCUGUAGCAAUGUGACUGCGCCUUCUGGUCAAACCUUGAGCAACAACCAGAAGCCCAGCACAGCCAAGCAGAUAAAGUCCGUCGCC
Molecule: messenger RNA, 480 nt
Organism: Zymoseptoria tritici IPO323
Lineage: Eukaryota; Fungi; Ascomycota; Dothideomycetes; Mycosphaerellales; Mycosphaerellaceae
Exons: 1
Source: RefSeq, a predicted model, not a curated record